This is a messenger RNA of Prosopis cineraria, 1666 nucleotides long. RefSeq names its product protein ZINC INDUCED FACILITATOR 1-like. Gene Ontology annotation, biological process: transmembrane transport; regulation of stomatal closure. Lineage: Eukaryota; Viridiplantae; Streptophyta; Magnoliopsida; Fabales; Fabaceae. Gene Ontology annotation, cellular component: plasma membrane; plant-type vacuole membrane. The record is from RefSeq and is a predicted model, not a curated record. Gene Ontology annotation, molecular function: solute:potassium antiporter activity.
GAUUUUGGUAUUGCAAAAAAAGAGGCAGAUAUAAGUUCCUAUGCUGGUUAUGUGGGAUCUGCAUUCAUGUUUGGCAGAGGAUUGACAUCUGUACCAUGGGGAAUGGUGGCUGAUCAAUAUGGUCGAAAGCCUGUUGCAGUUUUGGGAAUAAUUGCAGUCGUUGUGUUCAACACUCUAUUUGGCCUUAGCACAAGUUUUUGGAUGGCUGUCACCACAAGAUUUCUUCUUGGAGGCUUAAAUGGAUUGCUUGGACCAAUGAAGGCUUAUGCUGUUGAAAUUGUUCGAGAAGAAUACCAAGCUAUAGGACUCUCAACUGUCAGUGCAGCUUGGGGCAUUGGUUUAGUCGUUGGCCCAGCAUUGGGAGGCUAUUUGGCUCAGCCAGUGGAGAAAUAUCCACAUAUAUUCUCUAAAGGUUCAUUUUUUGAUAAGUUUCCAUACUCCUUGCCCAGCUUAAUAAUAUCAGUCUUCGCACUUCUUGUGUUAGUUUCCUGCAUCUGGCUCCCGGAAACAUUGCACAAGCACAAUGAUAGCAACGAGUCCUAUCAGGAUACAGAAGCUUGUAACGUAAACAUAGGAAAGAGAGUUCAGAAAGAUGAAAACAUCUUACUGAAUUGGCCCCUGAUGUCAUCCAUUAUUGUUUAUUGUGUUGUCGCCCUACAUAAUAUUGCUUAUCAAGAGGUUUUCUCAUUAUGGGCCGUCAGUCCUCUAAGGUUGGGGGGUUUGAACUUUACAACCAAUGAUGUCGGUAAUGUUCUUUCAAUAUCAGGUCUUGUUCUUUUGAUGUACCAACUUUUCCUUUUUCCUGUGGUGGAGAAAGCUUGUGGACCUAUUACACUUUCUCGCAUUUCGGGGGCUAUAACCAUACCUCUCUUGCAAAGUUACCCUUUCAUAGCAUUGCUAUCUGGCUUCACACUUCAUCUAUUGAUAACUAGUGCUUCCGUCCUCAAGUAUUGUCUCUCUCAAACCAUUAUUACUGGAUUAAUGCUUCUGCAAAACAAAGCAGUGGAACAACAUCAAAGAGGAGCAGCUAAUGGUAUUGCUAUGACUGCUAUGUCAAUAUUCAAAGCAGUUGGUCCUGCUGGAGGUGGUGCAAUAUUAGCUUGGUCCCAGAAGCGGCUAAAUGCUUCCUUUCUCCCAGGUUCUCACUUGGUGUUCUUCAUCCUGAACCUAGUAGAAGCAGUAGGACUGCUGAUGAUGUUCAAACCUUUCCUGGCUGAGAAAGAGACAACGCCAUCAAAACAGUUACAGUGAUGUCAGUAAUAACAUACGUUUCUGCUGAAGCCUUGAGCGAUGAAUGAAUGGAGCAACAUUCAUUAUAUUUGAGAUAUUUUUGUGAAGAUGAUGAUGAUGCUUUGGCUGGUUGAUGCCAGAGCAAGAUAUAAGUAAGAAAACAAACAUAACUUUGUCUUUCUCAGUCAAAAUAAGGCUUUAUUCAUACCUUCACAGACGUCUCUCCCAGAAACAAAGAACAAGAAAACUAACUAGAAAAAAAAGAAAGUGGAAGGAGCAGGAAAAUUAGAUUCUUCACCUGGGUCCUUGUGUUACAAAAAUAGCAUUAUGAGUUGUUAGGAAUUUAGCAAGUAAUUCAAGGUGUUUAACAAGUCAUGUUGAGCAUUUAAGGAAUUAAACAAAUCAUUUUAAGCAGCGAUUCACAUUUGUUUUUUCA